Molecule: messenger RNA, 2423 nt
Organism: Daucus carota subsp. sativus
Lineage: Eukaryota; Viridiplantae; Streptophyta; Magnoliopsida; Apiales; Apiaceae
Product: glutamyl-tRNA reductase 2
Exons: 3
Coding region: 201-1841 (546 amino acids)
Biological process (GO): tetrapyrrole biosynthetic process
Molecular function (GO): NADP binding; glutamyl-tRNA reductase (NADP+) activity
Source: RefSeq, a predicted model, not a curated record
CCACACUACCAAAUCCCACAAAUAAAAACCAGAAUCCUUUGAAUCAUUCCUCAUUUUCGUCACAAUACACCAAACCCAACUCCCAUCUCCUCUCUUUCACCUGCUCAAACCACCCAUACACACAGAUAUACAUAAAUACACACAAUUGGGCUGGCCUCAAAGAUCAUUUUAUAGAUUAUAAUUUCUGGGGUUUCCACAAAAUGGCUAUUUCAAGUGGAUUGGCUGCUACAUGUAACCCUGGCCUAAUUAUCAAGAACAGAUUUUUUCUGCAAAGAUCCAAUCUUUCCUACAAUUUCGCAUCAAAGACUCGAUUUCUUGACAACCCAUGUAAGAAAAGCGAUGAAUUUGGUCAAAGGUUGUCUUUUUUGAGGCCUAGGUGUGAGGCUGUUUCUGUUGACAAUGGUGAGGUUGAGUCAAAGGUUAAUAGCUUGUCUGCUCUUGAGCUUCUCAAAUCAUCUGCAGCUGACAGAUAUACGAAAGAAAAGAGUAGUAUUUUUGUGAUUGGGCUUAAUAUUCACACAGCACCACUUGAUAUACGUGAGAAACUUUCUAUUCCUGAAGCACAAUGGGCUCAAGCUAUUGGUGAAUUAUGCGCUUUAAAUCAUAUUGAAGAAGCGGCAGUUUUGUCUACUUGUAACAGAUUGGAAAUAUAUGUUGUGGCUCUUUCUCAGCAUCGUGGCAUUAAAGAAGUGACUGAAUGGAUGUCUAAGAUUAGUGGGGUUCCAGUUUCAGAGCUAAGUGAUCACCGGUUUAUGCUUUACAAUAAAGAUGCGGUGCGCCACCUUUUUGAGGUAUCUGCUGGACUUGAUUCUCUCGUUCUAGGGGAAGGCCAAAUUCUAUCUCAGGUUAAACAAGUUGUAAAAACAGGACAGGGAGUUCCAGGUUUUGAUAGGAAAAUCAGUGGGCUGUUCAAGCAUGCAAUAACAGCAGGGAAGCGUGUCAGGAGUGAGACUAAUAUUUCCACAGGGUCAGUUUCAGUUAGUUCAGCUGCUGUUGAGCUGGCCUUGUUAAAGAUUCCAAAUUCUUCAUAUGCUAGUGCCAGAGUUUUAGUUGUUGGAGCAGGGAAGAUGGGGAAAUUGGUGAUUAAACAUUUAGUUGCCAAAGGGUGUAAAAAGAUGGUGGUGGUUAACAGGACCCCGGAUAGAGUUGCCGCCAUCUGUGAGGAGCUUAAGAAUGUUGAAAUAGUGUAUCGACCUCUCUCAGAUUUGCAAUCUUGCGCCGCGGAAGCUGAUGUAGUUUUCACUAGUACUGCUACAGAAACUCCUUUGUUCUUAAGAGAGCAGGUGCAGAAGUUUCCACCGGUGAGCUCUCAGAUUGGAGGGCUAAGGCUUUUUGUUGACAUCUCUGUUCCUAGGGCCGUGGAAUCAUGCGUAUCUGCUGUUGAAACCGCAUCUGUUUAUAAUGUGGAUGAUCUUAAAGAGGUUGUGGAAGCUAACAAAGAGGACCGGCUUAGAAAAGCCAUGGAAGCUCAAGUAAUUAUCACAGAGGAGGUCAAACAGUUUGAAGCUUGGAAAGACUCCCUCGAGACUGUUCCAACAAUUAAAAAACUGAGGGCAUAUGCCGAAAGAAUAAGAGCUUCUGAGGUGGAUAGGUGCUUAUCAAAGAUGGGGGAUAAUAUCACCAAGAAGCAGAAGGCUGCUAUUUAUGAUCUUAGUCUAGGUAUAGUGAACAAACUUCUUCAUGGUCCAAUGCAGCACCUGAGAUGUGACGGGACAGACAAUCGUAAUCUGAGUGAAAUAUUAGAUAAUAUGCAUACUCUUAACAGAAUAUUUGGACUAGAUACAGAUGUAUCUCUCUUGGAAGAAAAGAUCCGAGCUAAGAUAGAGCAGAGCAAGAAGUAAUCUUUCUCGAAAUCAACUAAAAUAUUCUUUGAUUGCUUGAAGUCGCAAUUUCUCCAGCUGAGAGCACAUAAUCUUCAGCACAUACUCGUUCAUUCAGGCUGAUUGUUACGUCGGAUGGAGGUUUUUGUAUUUUUAAUAAGUGUAUCCCCUGGUUGGCAGUGGUUAUACGUAUAUGAUACGAUAGGCCUCUAGUGACGGAGGCUCAUUUAACUUUGAGGUUAGUAGACUAUUUGAAUGGUUGGACGAUGCACGAUCUUUUUUCAUCUACUUUAACUGUUCUGAUACCCUGUUUCAAAAACUACUUGGAAAUCAUCUUAUACAUAUAUAGAGUUACUUACUACUGAGGAUAGUUUGUCAAAAAACGCUGUCUCUGUUAUAAUGUUUAGUGAUUUGGCGAGACAUUCUCUUCAAAUUGGGCUCUCCCAAAACCUAAUAGCUUUGUUUAGUCUUUUGAUUCUUAAGUUGUUUUACAUUCAAAGAAUCUUAGUUAUCUGUACUGAAGUCUAUUGGUUAUACUGAGAGUUGUGUACAAGUGUUUGUUUGAUUGAGGUCAGAUAAAUAGAAUUCCACGUUUCAUAUUUA